Molecule: messenger RNA, 1673 nt
Organism: Rattus rattus (black rat)
Lineage: Eukaryota; Metazoa; Chordata; Mammalia; Rodentia; Muridae
Gene: G6pc3
Product: glucose-6-phosphatase catalytic subunit 3
Exons: 5
Coding region: 158-718 (186 amino acids)
Biological process (GO): gluconeogenesis; glucose 6-phosphate metabolic process
Cellular component (GO): membrane
Molecular function (GO): glucose-6-phosphatase activity
Source: RefSeq, a predicted model, not a curated record
GGCGGGGAAGGCAGGGGUGGUACUUGGCUUAGACCCCUGGCGGGGAGGGCAGGGCUGGGGAUUAGAAAGGGUGGGCUUUAGAAGACUAGCAGGUAGCCGCCUCAUUUCUCCUAAGGUUCCUAUAACCAGCUCCAGCCUGGAGGAUUCCUGACUCGCCAUGGAGUCCACUCUGAGCGCCGGCAUUAUGAUGGCUGAAGCACUACAAAACCAGCUUCCCGGGCUAGAGAAUAUGUGGCUCUGGGUCACCUUUCUGGCCGAUCCCAAGAACCUCUUUCAUUUCUACUUCCCCGCGGUCUACUACGCCUCCCGCCGCCUGGGCAUCUCCCUGUUCUGGAUCGCCUUCAUUACUGAGUGGCUCAACCUCGUCUUCAAGUGGGUUCUGUUUGGAGACAGGCCCUUCUGGUGGGUGCAUGAAUCCGGGUACUCCGCCCAGACUCCAAUCCAGAUUCACCAGUUCCCUUCUUCUUGUGAGACUGGUCCAGGCAGCCCCUCUGGCCACUGCAUGAUCACAGGCGCAGCUUUGUGGCCCGUAAUGAUAGCCAUUUCAUCUCAGGUGGCCUCUCAGACCCGCAGCCCCUGGGUGAGGGUGAUUCCUGGCCUGGCUUACUGCACCUUCCUAUUGGCAGUCGGCCUAUCUCGGGUCUUCCUCUUAGCACAUUUCCCUCACCAAGUGUUGGCUGGCCUUCUAGCUGGUGAGCAACUUGGGGCAAAAGGGUGACCCAAGAGGGUGUCUUUGGCAAUGGGAGGAUCAGUCUAGGAACCUCCCAGCAUUCCAAGUUCCUGUAGAGCCAACCCCAGGUCCCCACCUCUGUCUUAGUAUGUUCCCCCGAUGAGAUGAAUUGCAGCUGGGGGGGGGGGGUCAUUUCCCCAAACAUCUUGAAAUUGUUUUUGCCCUGUUCCCUCAGGUGUUGUCCUUGGCUGGCUAUUGAGUCCCCGGGUGCCCAUGGAGCGGGAACUUAGCUUUUAUGGAUUGACUGCUCUGACCCUCAUGCUGGGUGCCAGCCUCAUGUAUUGGACACUCUUUACACUGGGCCUAGAUCUUUCCUGGUCCAUCAACCUGGCUACCAAGUGGUGUGAUCGGCCCGAGUGGGUGCUCGUUGACAGUCGGCCCUUUGCCUCACUGAGCCGUGACUCAGGGUCUGCCCUAGGUCUGGGCAUCGCCCUCCACACUCCCUGUUAUGCCCAGAUUCGGCGAGUACACCUAGGAAAUGGCCAGAAAAUAGCUUGCUUUGUGCUAGCCAUGGGGCUGCUGGUCUUCCUGGAAUGGCUGGGUCAUCCACCUCAGAUGAGCCUCUUCUACAUCUUCAACUUCCUCAAAUUUACACUCUGGCCAUGUCUGGUCGUGGCCCUCGUGCCCUGGAUAGUGCAUACAUUGAGUGCCCAGGAAGCCCCGCCCAUUCGCUCCUCUUGAUGAGUUUUGCCUCCCUCUCCCCAAAGACAACACUCCUUGACCACCACAGGAGCAGACCCGAUCACCUUGAACUCCAUUUCUGCCUCAUGCUUUGCAGUCUUACCCCCCUUUUAAAAAAGAACCUCUGUUUCCAGGAGGCUAAGCCUUUCCCCAGGUCCCCACAAAGCAAGAACAAUGGGAGGCCUGGUGGGACGGGGAACUGGGUUCCUGACACUGACGAGCUGCUCAGGAAGGCCCCAAUAAAGCCCUUGAAACCUCUGAA